CAGCAGGAGGCUGGUCUCAGUCCGCUGGUGGUUUAUUGUGUGAAGCAGGUCGUCCUUCUCCAGUCCCUCAUUACCUGCAGCGCAGGACGCGCCUCCACUACUGGGAGCUCACUGCGGCCUCACCUGGCGGCAGCAGGCGGGGACAUGCAGCUACGGGCUGACCAGCACCAACGCAAACAAGUCACAGCACUGGACCGCUGACGGGGGGCCCGGAUGUGAUUCUGGUUCGCUGUGUGUGAUUGUGUGUGUGUGUGUGUGUGUGUGUGUGCAACCCGGCCUGAGUGUGCCAUGUGUGGACCCACCUGGUCCCUGUGUCUGCUGCUCUGGAUGGUGGAGAUGCGAGUGUCCAGGACGCAAGGUCAGGUCACGGCCCCCGCCACGCUGCGAGCAGAGGUAGGUCGGCCCGUGCUGCUCGGCUGCAACGUCACCACGGCAACGGGCGAUACCGUCAAGCAAGUGCGCUGGCUCGACGGGCACAGCAAGCUCAUCCUGGCGUACCGGCCGACCGUGCCGGUGCGCGUCAGCCACCGGGCGCCCGACGUGCAGCUCACCGCCGCCCACGGCGACGCCAGCUACAUCACCAUCGGGAGGGUGCGGCCGGACGACGAGGGCUGCUACCGCUGCGUCUUUGACGUUUACCCCGGGGGGGCGAUGGAAGGCAUCACGUGCAUCCAGGUCACUGGGCGAGUGCACAUGGAGGGCAACAAGACGGCCGUGAGCGGGAAGCCGGCCAGCCUCUCCUGCCGGUACAACCUCCCGCAGAAGGUGAUCCAGGUGCUGUGGAGGAAGACGGCCGAGCAGGGCGACACCACCACCGUGGCCUCCUUCACCCGGGGCGGCUCCCAGAAGACGGAGGAGCAGUACGGCGGCCGGGUCAACCUGAGCCGCACCCUGGGCGACACCCGGCUGACCAUCCUGAAGGUCCGGACGGAGGACGAGGCGUGCUACACCUGCGAGUUCCACACGUACCCGGACGGCAGCCGGAAAGACAGCGCCUGCCUCUCUGUUUACGUCCUACCCAAACCGGAGGUGAGUCACGUGACCUCGUCCCCGGGAGUCGGCGAGGCCAACUGCACCGCCCGGUCCCGGCCCGCGGCGGAGAUCGCGUGGGACGUCGGCGGGGACAACCGGACGCUGGGACCACCCGUCCUGUCCGCCUACGACCAGGGCGACGGCACGACGGUGGUGACGAGCACGCUGCUCUUCCAGCCGGCGCUGCUCGCCGACGUGACCGUCCGCUGCGUCGUGCGCCACCCGGGUUUGGACAACCCGCUGACGGUGUCCGUCAACACAGGCAUGCCUGCAGCCACGGUCGUCGUCCUCUCGGUGUGCGGCGUGGCGUCGGUCCUCCUCCUCUGUCUCUGCGUGUGUCUCUGCAAGUGCUUCGUCUGCACUGACGACUGAUGUGGAGGCCCCCGAGGUCACCGCUGCUGUGAUGGCGGCGCGGCGGCGCUCUGGGCCUGACCUCUCGGCUCUGCACAGCGCGAGCGGGCGAACGGGAACGGAACCCGAGGCGCAGCUGGUUCUGCAUCUGCGAGCAGGGGAGACCCCGCGAGUGCAGGAACAAAUUUAUUUUUGUCAUUUACUGCAACGUAAACCGAACUAAAACCUAGUUAUUUAAUGCUCCGCACUGACAGUGUAAAGUUUGUGUGUAAUCACCCCUCAGAUGUGCAACAUUUACAUUUUUUUAAAAUAUAUAUAUUGGUUGAUAUGUCAAGUUUUAAAGCUGAAUCCUGGUGGGUCUGCGUCCACCAAACCGCCCGCCGCAGGGUUCUACGCCACCUAGAACCCACUGAGAGGACACUUCCUGUGGAAGAAGGAAAGGGCAGUCACCAAACUGGACUAAACUUUAGGAGUUUACCGGAAAGGAGGCUUAAAAACGGACUUUGAGGGAUUGGGGGAAAUAAUGAGAGGCUUUUUAUUUUUAGCUGGCGUGUUGUGGGGGACGGAGAAGCUCGGUCGCCCAAACCACAUAGUUCAUUUUUUAGAAAAUGUCAUUGUAAUGUAAAUUGUCAGCAAUAUUAUUUUCUAAUAAAGCUUUAACAUAGUUUUGGGAUAUACUUUCAGUAAUUAUCUGUAUAUAAAGAGGAUUAUAAGUAUAUGAGUGGGAAUAAAUGACUACAUUGGAGCUUCAUCUUUAAAGACUCAAUAACUAGUUCCAGCCUUUGAUGCUGAGAAUAUGAAGUUUAAAGUGGAUCAUAAAUAAAAUAUGAUAUUUUAUCUUUUGUUUCACUUUUUUGUUUUAUAAUAUUUCUUUUGGAGAUUAUUUGUAUCAUCUGAAAAACACACUAAGUGUUUGUUGGCAUGAAAUGAAAGCAAUUCCUGAGUUCAACCUGAAGUUCACAGGAUGCAAUGGCUUUUAUUGUUCCUCAUUUGAAUGAUUUUGAAAGGAAAAAGUAUAUAAGAAAAUCAUGAAUACCGCUGUAAUGAGCUAUAAUAGUUCGCUAAAGGUAAUGGAAAGUUGUUGAAAUGGAACAUUAUAGAUAAGCGGUGAAAAAUAUUAUCUGGAGGAUGUGCUUUUUCAAUCUAACUUGGUAAUGUUUAUGUAAUAAUGAUUCAUGUCAUCACUUUUCUUCCGUUUUGGAAAUGAACCAUUGUAAAGUUUUCCCCAAACAUCUUGCAUGGGAAAAAAAGCCAUUUUUCUUCUGAGUUUCCACCAACCUCCCAACGACUGGAAGGGGGACGUAAGUAGUUCUUUUGUUAUUGGAGGCCCUCGCUGUUAACCUUGAGUGGACUUUAAAAUAAAAUAAUAAACUCCCUGUACGGACUCUCCCUCAGAAAUAAUAAAGCCGUCAUGAAGCAUGCGGCUGGUUCACUUUAAGUUCAGCCUCCAGAGUCUUGCUUCUCCCACCACUAGAUGGUGGCCAUGUUUCAUUCUCGUUGUCAGGUUGUCCCAUCCAGCA
This is a messenger RNA of Pungitius pungitius (ninespine stickleback), 2903 nucleotides long. Its product is annotated as OX-2 membrane glycoprotein-like. Bases 289 to 1404 code for a protein of 371 amino acids. The record is from RefSeq and is a predicted model, not a curated record. Gene Ontology annotation, cellular component: neuronal cell body; axon; cell surface. Gene Ontology annotation, biological process: heterotypic cell-cell adhesion; negative regulation of neuroinflammatory response. Gene Ontology annotation, molecular function: cell-cell adhesion mediator activity. The transcript is spliced from 8 exons. Lineage: Eukaryota; Metazoa; Chordata; Actinopteri; Perciformes; Gasterosteidae.